UUCCGCGCCGUCGUUUCCGAGGGGGCCGCGUUCGAGGUUACGCCCUCCCACGCGGGCCGGACUGAAAUGACUGUGAAAGGAUGAUGCCCAAACCCAAGGGCUUUGAAUUUUGGAAAAACACACUGAGAGGGGCCCGUUUUGUGGUUGCUCCUAUGGUGGAUCAAAGCGAACUGGCUUGGAGACUGUUAAGCCGCCGUCAUGGGGCCCACCUAUGUUAUACUCCUAUGCUGCAUGCUCAGGUCUUUGUCAGAGAUGCCAAUUAUCGUAAGGAAAACUUGUAUUGUGAAGUGUGCCCUGAAGACAGACCUUUGAUUGUACAGUUCUGUGCCAAUGAUCCAGCAGUGUUUGUCGAGGCUGCCUUGUUAGCUCAAGACUAUUGUGAUGCAGUUGACCUGAAUCUGGGGUGUCCUCAGAUGAUUGCAAAAAGAGGUCACUAUGGAGCAUUCCUGCAAGAGGAGUGGGACCUUCUCCAAAAAAUGAUUGCAUUGGCUAAUGAAAAGCUCUCUGUACCCAUUACAUGCAAAAUCCGUGUUUUCCAAGAAAUUAGUAAAACUGUGAAAUAUGCUCAAUUGCUGGAGAAAGCUGGUUGUCAACUUCUAACUGUCCAUGGCCGCACUAAAGAACAGAAGGGACCUCUUGUUGGUGUGGCUUCCUGGGAGCACAUACAGGCUGUGAGAAAGGCUAUAAACAUCCCCGUUUUUGCAAAUGGAAACAUUCAAUACCUCAAAGAUGUGGAACGGUGUAUUCAGAAGACAGGCGUUCAGGGUAUUAUGAGCGCAGAGGGCAAUCUUCAUAAUCCCGCUUUAUUCGAAGGAAGAAAUCCGGUCGUCUGGGAGAUGGCUGAGGAAUACCUAGAAAUAGUACAGCAAUAUCCUUGCCCAUUGUCCUAUGUCAGAGCUCAUCUCUUCAAGCUUUGGCAUCACACGCUGCAGGUUCACCAGCAGCUACGUGAUGAAUUAGCAAAAGUGAAGACACUGGAAGGAUUAGUGGCUGUCAACAGGGAGCUGAAGUUGCAUUGCCAGAAAGAAAUAGCACAUUUGAAGGAAGAAGAGAAGCCAAAGGGAGGAUUACCUUUCUUCCACUGGAUUUGUCAGCCGUACCUAAGACCAGGGCCUAAGGAAACGUGCAACAAAAAUGUCCCAUCUAGCAUAGAAGGAGGUACUCGGGGAAAACGAGCUCUGGAGGAUGAAGAAGAUGGAAACUCGGAUUCUCUCUCAAAAAACAAACAAAAGAAGAAGUUAAGGAAUCCCAACAAAAGCUUUGAUCCAUCAUUAAAACCUAAAUAUGCAAAGUGUGAUCAGUGUGGAAAUCCAAAGGGUAACAAGUGUGUAUUUAAUCUGUGUCGAGGCUGCUGUAAGAAAAGAGCUUUCAGAGAGACAGCAGACUGUCCUGGUCACGGUCUACUUUUUAAAACCAAACAAGAAAGGUCUAUUUUGUGGAAAAGUGGCCAAUCCCAUAUGGAAAAUAUUAAGCGGACAACACAGCAAGGUGAGGUGGAGGAAGCAAUGUUGCUUAAAGAGGCUAUCAACGGUGUGGCAUGAGGCCUUGGAAAGCCCUCCUGGAUCUUCAAACUGUCCUUCCCCUCCC
Messenger RNA from Protobothrops mucrosquamatus (brown spotted pit viper), 1587 nucleotides. It is a transcript of the gene DUS1L, whose product is annotated as dihydrouridine synthase 1 like. The transcript is spliced from 14 exons. Gene Ontology annotation, biological process: tRNA processing. Gene Ontology annotation, molecular function: tRNA dihydrouridine synthase activity; flavin adenine dinucleotide binding. The record is from RefSeq and is a predicted model, not a curated record. NCBI's taxonomy places the organism in Eukaryota, Metazoa, Chordata, Lepidosauria, Squamata, Viperidae. The coding region runs from base 81 to 1541 and encodes 486 amino acids.